GCGGGGAGGCGGGCGGAGCGUGAGCUGCCAGCCCGGAGCAGGGAGCCGGGAGCGGGGAGGCUCGGCCCGCGCCCUGCACGCUACCAUCCUCCGGGUUCCCAGCCCCGGGUGCUGAGCUCGCCGCUAUAAAUAGCAGGUUACAGCUUCUGCUUGGGCGCACACGCUUUCACUGGAGAACGCAGGAAAGUCAUCCUGAAAAGUGUCUGCCGCUGCUAUCGCCCCCAACUCAGCCUCUGCAAGAGAACCCAAAGAAAUGGUGUCACCUGGCAAGAGAUCUGCCGUGUUUCAUGAAAAAACAGCCCAAGAGCCCUAAAACCAGCAAAACAAUAAUCAAAGGUACAAGGAGUUGAAGAACACAACCUAUAUCAGAAUUUCACAGUGGACUAUUAGAUCGUUAAUGUGAAGAUACACCAACGUUAAACCGGAGCUCAUUACCUGGUACCAUUUGAAAAAGACACCGUGGAGAAUAAGUCAGUUGUGAGGUGGAUCAUGGAAAUCAAAGAGGAAGGAACAUCAGAAGAAGGCCAGCAUUUUCUUCCUGCAGCUCAGGCAAAUGACCCUGAGGACAUUCAGUUUACCAGCAUCCAGAAGAUUCCGAAUGAGCCACAGUUGGAAUUCAUUCUUGCCUGCAGGGAUCUUGUGGCUCCUGUCAGUGAUCGGAAACUGAAUACAGUAGUCCAGAUCUCAGUAAUCCACCCCGUGGAGCAGACCCUGACGAGGUACUCCAGCACAGAAAUUGUGGAGGGAACAAAAGACCCACUGUUCCUAACGGGUGUCACAUUCCCAUCGGACUACCCCAUCUAUGAAGAGACCAGAAUAAAACUGACAGUCUACGAUGUCAAGGAUAAGUCUCAUGAUACUAUUCGAACCAGUGUCCUUCCGGAACACAAGGACCCCCCGCCAGAAGUUGCGGUAGGUGCUUCCUAUAUUUCCGAAGGUACACAGGUCAUUUGUAAGAGAAGCUUCCUGGGCUGUGCCAGUUUUAAAGUUGGGGAGCUGCUGAAGUCCAAGGAGCAGCUGCUGUCCCUGAGCCUGAGAACCUCAGAUGGUGGCAAAGUGGUCGGCACCAUAGAAGUCACCCUCGUGAAGAUGGGGGAGAUUGAGGAUGGGGACACCGACCACAUCACAACAGAUGUGCAGGGACAAAAGUGUGCACUAAUGUAUGAAUCCACAGCACCAGAAAGUCUGAGCGGGAAGGAAAACUUACCUUUUAUGAAUGCAGUUUUAAGGAAUCCUGUGUGUAAGCUGUAUAGAUUCCCCACAUCUGACAAUAAGUGGAUGCGAAUCCGUGAGCAGAUGUCAGAAAGCAUCCUUUCUUUUCAUAUUCCUAAGGAAUUGAUUUCCCUUCACAUAAAAGAAGACUUAUGUAGAAACCAGGAGUUAAAAGAACUUGGUGACCUUUCCCCACACUGGGAUAACCUACGGAAAAAUGUCCUUUCUCACUGUGAUCAAAUGGUGACUAUGUACCAAGACAUUCUGACAGAACUUUCCAAAGAAACAGGGUCCUCUUUCAAAUCCAGCAGCAGCAAAGGAGAGAAAACAUUAGAAUUUGUUCCAGUAAAUCUACACUUGCAACGAAUGCAGGUGCACAGCCCUCACCUGAAAGAUGCUCUCUAUGAUGUCAUCACUGUGGGGGCCCCAGCUGCCCAUUUUCAGGGAUUCAAGAAUGGUGGUCUUCGUAAACUCCUCCAUAGAUUUGAGACAGAGAGAAGGAACACCGGCUACCAGUUUAUUUACUAUUCACCUGAGAACACAGCGAAGGCAAAGGAAGUUCUCAGCAGCAUCAAUCAGCUACAACCUCUCAUAGCAACUCAUGCAGACCUGCUGCUAACCUCUGCCAGCCAGCGUUCUCCAGACAGCCUGAAGAGCUCUUUAAAGCUGCUUUCAGAAAAAACUGAGCUUUUUGUCCACGCCUUCAAGGACCAGCUGGUCAGGAGUGCUCUUUUAGCUCUCUACACUGCGAGGCCAGGAGGCAUCCUUAAGAAGCCACCCUCUCCUAGUGUCAGCACAGAGGAGAAAAGUACUCAGCAUGAUACCCCACAGCUUAGAAGACAAGACUCCAUACCACAUCAUUCUGACUAUGAUGAAGAAGAGUGGGAUAGGGUGUGGGCCAACGUGGGGAAGAGCCUGAACUGUAUUAUCGCUAAAGUAGACAAACUGAUCGAGAGAGACAGUCACAACGAAGAAGGUGCUGGAGGCAGCAGUAGCAAGGAUGGAGAGGCGGACCCUACUCUGGAAGAUUCCAUCACAUCUCCCCCACAUGAGGACUGGUAUGAACAGCUGCACCCACUCAUCCUUACCUUGAAGGAGUGCAUGGGAGAAGUGGUGAACCGAGCAAAGCAAUCCCUGACAUUUGUACUGCUUCAGGAACUGGCCUACAGUCUGCCCCAGUGUUUGAUGCUGACUCUGAGAAGAGACAUUGUCUUCAGUCAGGCGCUUGCUGGAUUGGUUUGUGGUUUUAUCAUCAAAUUACAUACAAGUUUGCAUGACCCUGGCUUCCUACAGCAGCUUCAUACAGUGGGCUUGAUAGUACAGUACGAAGGACUGCUAAGUACUUACAGUGAUGAAAUUGGAAUGCUGGAGGACAUGGCGGUCGGCAUUUCAGAUUUGAGGAAAGUUGCAUUUAAAAUAACUGAAGCCACGUCCAAUGAUGUCCUCCCUGUUCUCACGGGGAGACGUGAACACUAUGUGGUGGAGGUCAAGCUCCCAGCUACAGUAUUUGAGUCGCUCCCGAUGCAGAUUAAAGAAGGCCAGUUGCUUCACGUGUAUCCCGUUCUGUUUAAUGUCGGAAUCAAUGAGCAGCAGACUCUGGCUGAGAGGUUUGGAGAUGUUUCUUUGCAAGAAAGUAUUAAUCAAGAAAAUUUUGAACUUGUACAAGAAUAUUAUUCAAUAUUUAUGGAAAAGAUGCCUCCUGAUUAUAUUUCUCAUUUUCAAGAACAAAAUGAUUUAAAAGGACUGUUGGACAAUCUCCACCAAAAUAUUCAAGCCAAAAAAAGAAAGAAUGUAGAAAUCAUGUGGCUGGCAGCCACGAUUUGUCGGAAACUCAAUGGCAUUCGUUUUACCUGCUGUAAAAGUGCCAAAGACAGGACAUCGAUGUCGGUGACACUAGAACAGUGCUCCAUCCUGAGAGACGAGCAUCAACUGCACAAAGACUUUUUCAUCAGAGCUUUAGAUUGCAUGAGAAGAGAAGGAUGCCGCAUAGAGAAUGUACUGAAGAAUAUCAAAUGCAGGAGGUAUGCUUUCAACAUGCUACAGCUGAUGGCUUUCCCCAAGUGCUACAGACCUCCAGAAGGCACUUAUGGAAAAGCUGACACCUAAUUUUACCAACAUGGAGACAAACAGGAACACAAAUACACUGAGCUUUGAAGAUCUCCACCUCUGUCAUUUUUAUUUUUUAAUCAUUAUGAGUAGGGUGAGGCGCUCAUGAGUGUCGCUCCCAUGAAGACCAAUACAUUACUCAGAAAGCAACCCAGAUCUGAAGUCUUACCAGCACUUCCGUGUCCAGUCCAUCUGUUCUCCUUUGUGUUAACACACCUCACUGGUUGAGGUUAGUUGAGAAAGUGUAAUUCCAUUUGUAGGGUAUUUGAAUAAAACAUGUCCUGAGAAAACUAGGUUGUUCCUAUGGUGCCAGAGGUGACUUGGAGAAUGCCAUUUAGAGUCCUGACUGCAGACAACCUCAGAGUCCAGCUUACUGGCUUUUAUAUAAUAUGUGUAUAGUAAAUGCAAUUAGGGACUGGUAAAACAUGCCCUUGAUUACUGACAUGGUUUGCAGGUAUGUUUGUACAAAUCUUUGUCAUCUAUGUCAGAUGUGAUCCCACUUUCUAAGUUAGUAGAUGAAAGUGUGAUCAGAGUCAUGAGCUACAACAAAAAACUACUUUUCACAAAAAUGAUGUGGGUUGGGUAACCCACCUAGACACAGCAAUGUAGAGCCUUUAAUGGUAUAGUGGGAAAACACUUUAAGGCACUAAAGUUACAAAGAAAUUUAAGGAUAGUGCCUGCUGAUGACCCAAAUGCAAAUCUCCAGCAGCUUGAAAUUCACGUGGAAAAAUUCAUAAGAGAGAGAGAGAGAGAGAGAGAGAGAGAGAGAGAGAUUAUGAGAUAUUCCCUGGGAGUCCUCUUAAGUGUGUAAAUUUGCUUUUUGUCAUAGGUCAAUAUAUGUGAAGUGAAGAACCAUAAAACAUGUGUGCAGCCAUAAACAGUGAUAAAUCAACACAGUACCUGUCAGCUAAUUCUUACAGUAAAAUAACACCAAAUGUAAAAUUACUAAUAUCCCAAGUUAGUCAUUUCCUUGGACACCACGUUGCAAGAGAAGUGAAUGAAUUAAGGCACUGCACUUGAUGACUGUAGAAUAGCCAUCUCAGCCACCCUUGCCAUCUUGCUCUUUAAACUUCCUAACCUACAGCUUUCUUCUUCCAGAUUGCUAAGCUAACUAUGUGUGAAUAUUGACAGAGGAGAGCCAAAUAAAAAUUAGAAUUUAUCACUGAAUUAACAUUCAGAAUAAAGUGAUAUGAAAAAAAAUUUAUUCUUCCUUUUCUCCAAGCUCAUAUCUCCCCAGAGCAUGCUAGAGGCUUCUUACAUCGAUAGUUUUCUGCUGUGAUUUCAUUCAUAGAGCCAUAUUGCUUAUCUUCAUGUGUAUAACGUGAUAGCCAUUUGCCUAAAAGGCUUCCUUCCUGUAAAGGGUUUUCAAGUAGCCAUAUAGUCCCAUGUUGAAUUUUCCAAGAGACUGAAAACAGAAGAUGACCCUCAGAGGCUUCUCACAGUGGAAAUAUCCAUUCUUUUUAAAGGCAAUGACCUAUGGCUGUUACCAAACUAUUUAUAGCCUUCAAAAAGAAAAAAAAUGGAUUUAUAUAUAAAAUUAUCUUAGUGUUCUCAGACUUAGUCUCUGUUUUAGUCAUUUAAUAUAACGUUUGUAAUUAUUCUGUUUUUAUCAAGGUGGUAAGAUCUGUGGUUAUUUUUGUUACUGUACUGAGUUUAAGGUAGAGAGAGUUGUGACCCAAGAGUGUCUAUUCCUGAGCUUUUCUUAGUAUCUCAAGUAGAGAUAUGCAGCCCAGGACACAUUAUAUAAUUUAAGGUCAUCUUGAUUCAAAUAUGGUAAGUAUUUAUUAACCAGAAAGCCAAUACCAGGGUUUCCCAGUUUUGCAUGACAUUUCACAGGAUACAUUUUCUUUGUCAAUAAAUGCUUAUGUAGAAAUAUCAAAGGUUGACCUCUAUAAUGCACAGUAAUGAAGUUUUACUCAUUGACAGCAGCACCAUUUCCAAUGGGGAUCAGACAUGUGUACAUCCUCGUCACGGAGGAGUUUAACAAGAAAAUUCCUAUUUCCUAAGUGUGACUGCUCUUCUCUAAAUGCACUCAGGCAACCAAGCCAUGACACAUCAUUACCAAGAUUUCGGAACCAAACAUUAAAUGAAACCUUUUAAAAAUCCCCCUUUCCUAAACAUAGCUGCAGCCAUGCAGCUCUAUCAGCUGCCUUCCUACUGUCUCAAACAUGCUUCCAUUUAAGAACCAUACCAGCAGGUGGAUCUGUGGAGAUCAUGUAGAGUCAAACAAUUUAUCAAGAAAAUGACAUAUCCAAACAGUGAAGUGGGUUUUUUUCUUUCUUUCUCAAAAAAAAAAAAAAAAAAAAAAAAAAGCUUUUCUUCUCAACAACUGCAGGUAUUAAUUAUCAAUUCUGGUUUAACUAUUUACAGAGCAAUCAGAGAAAUGUAUUAAAAACCAAAAAGGAGAGCACACCCAUGCUUAUUAUCCAAAGGUCUAGAGUUUGUGUGUUUUCUCAGGACAACUAAAUGUCCCUUUGAAACAUCUGAUUGAAGAAGAGGUACAUUUGUGUGCAGCACGCCACUGAGUUUCCACCUCUGCUUUUCUGCCUAAAAUAUUGCUUUGAGCUUUAGCACACGCUGCUUAAAACAUCUUCUAAACGCUAACAUUUGGGUCAGUCUGGUAACCCAGUAGGGCCAUGAUAACUAUGUGAUGUAGCUGAUGAAUUCUUUCAAACCAGUCCCUCCCCAGUCAUGCAGCACUCCCUAUGGCCACUAGGCAUGCAAUAAGCCAUUGCUUCUGACAGACAGUGCCUCCUUGAAAGCCAGCACAGACUGGGUCAUACAGCUCCAUCCCCCACAUUUUCAAACAUUAAAUGAUUAGAAAAAAAUGUGAUAUUUUUUUCCUAAUCAGAUCCCUCCCUCUGCAAAGAUGUUGUGCCUGGAGACUUUCUUCCAGGGGUCCCUGAGGUGGCUGAUUCAUGAGAGCUUGUCAUUGAGUUUUCUGAAAUUGUGCAAAAUAACUGCUACAUGCGACCAUGAUUAGCCAUGUUAUGAAAUGAAUUUGUUAAAAGUAAAGAUGAAAAUCAAAUCUUAUAACUUCCUGGCUUUUUUCUAUUAGAUUUUGCUAUCUAUCAUAUUUCUAAGUGUAGUUAGCCCUGUGGUUCUGCAUUGUUCAAAUUCUUUAUUGAUAAUAUGCAACCGUGAACUACUAGACUUCACAUUUAGGAACACAAUGUUGGUAUCUUGAAAUCACCCACAGUGGGAAUAUUUAAACCACAGAAAUUGCCAAAUGUUAUAAACUAGGAUAUUUUUUUUUAGAACACCAGUUGUUAAACAUUUACCAGCCAGAGUAUGGCUCCAUGCCACUACAAAUAUUCUUUUUUCCUCCAGAAAAUAACAAAUUACUGGAAGGAGGAUAAUUUUAGAAUGGUUUUUAAAGGAAAGCAGUCUUUUAUCAGAUUAUUAUAAUUUUAUUGUAGAUUUUAUCAUCCUUAAGGAACUUAUACCCAGUAUACUGGAUACUUAUAUUUAUUCAUAAUUCAGUUACUAAAAAUUAAAAAAUUGUUUUAUUAAUUAAAUUAAUCAUCUGCUGCAAGUAGUCCUUAGAAUCCUAGCUUUAUUAUAAAUAAUAUGUCACCACCAAAUUCAGGAAAGUGUUAAUUUAAUCAUAAUAUCCCAAAAUUCAUAAGCUUAUGAUUAUGUUAUUGUUGAAAUAAAAGCAGGAUUAUAUCAUUAUAUGCAAUGUUUACUAAAUUGAGCACAGUUGAAACUCAUCCUAUUUAAUUAAAUAAACUCUGGCAAUAUAGCAAGAAAGCAUAGAUAUACAUAUCUGAUUCUGACAGGUGUGUCACAACAUUUUAGUCCAAUCUGUGGGACACAUUUUAUAAUCUCUUAAGAAAUAAAUGAAUUUUGAAACACAUUUGAGGAAUAUGUCUGAGACACUCUGAUCAGCAUCUGUAGAGAGCAGUAUAUUGGACACAAAACAUUUCUAAUAGUUAGAACCUGUAUAAAAUAUACAAUGUUCAUGACUGAAAAGAAUAAUUAAUUUUUUAAGAACUAGAAUGAUUUAUUGACAGUUUUAACAUAAAUUCAUAUUCAUCCAACCUACCUCCAAUCCGUGUAAGCUAUGAUUCCAUAUUUAUCAUGUUAGCUUUUAAAGUAAAAAAGGAGGGGCUUACGUUUAUCUUUUCUUUCUCUGACAGCUUGAAAUUAGAAGUUUUCACACAAAGAUGCUAACUAUAGCAAAUAUUGACUUCAAAAAUACAAAGCUAAUAACCAGUGGUUUUGAUAAAAUACAGUAUGCCAGUCAGUAUGGAGAUAAGGAACAAAAAUUUGCACUCUUUUUUUUUUCUGAGCAAUGGGACAUGUUAUUUUCUCUUUGAAUUUUAUUUCUAAGACUACAAAAUACAACCAUGCUUCUAAUUAAGAGGGCCAUACAAUACUCAACCAGAGAAAGGGGUGCAUAUAAGGUAAUGGUAAUCUCCAAAAUGGUGAAUGCAAUUGGUUUUCCUACACUUUGAUUUGCACUCGGGCAUACAUACUUAAGGAAGUAGAAGCUCAGAAUUUAGUUACAGAGAAUGUGGCCAUUAGUGUAAAUACAAUUUGCAUAAAUGUUUCUCUCUAUAAGCCAUGUGCCAUAGAUGCAUGUUAGCACAAUCUGCAAUGCAGUAAAAGUGAUAUUUAAGGAAAGAGGCAUAAACCAUUCUGUGCUGGAAGAAUAGAUUUUCCAUAAUAUUUCUACAAUCUUUAAAAUUAUUCCUAGAUGACAAAGGGCAUAGUGUAACAUUCUGUCUUUUAUAAUGAUCUGCGAAUUUGGCCAAUAUUUCUGUAAUACCUGUGUAAUUUUUAAGACGAGUCAUGUCAUGAUCAACAGCAGAACCUAUCUCCUGUUUAAAAGCCUUCACAGUUUUCAAAGGGCAGAACCUUCAUUUAUCUGUGCAUGCCCCACCCUUUGUGCAUUCUGUGUGGACAUUUUUUCUUUUAAUUUAAUUCAUUUUCAGAUUCCUGUAGUACUCAUUUGAAAGGUUGGCACUUGAUUUCUUUUUAUGUUAAAUAUAUAUUCUAGAUAAACCAAUAAUGUGUUGUAUUCCCUUAUGUCAUGGAAAUGAGUCAUGUGUAGGUCACUUUAUAUUAGAAUUGGAGGAAAUAUCACAUUCAUUUUAUUUUGUGUAAAUCAUAUUCAUUGUGCACUGUAUGUAUAUUUUUGUUGAA
Mus caroli (Ryukyu mouse) is the source of this 8469-nucleotide messenger RNA. RefSeq names its product inositol polyphosphate-4-phosphatase type II B (gene Inpp4b). Gene Ontology annotation, cellular component: cytoplasm. Gene Ontology annotation, molecular function: phosphatidylinositol-3,4-bisphosphate 4-phosphatase activity. NCBI's taxonomy places the organism in Eukaryota, Metazoa, Chordata, Mammalia, Rodentia, Muridae. The record is from RefSeq and is a predicted model, not a curated record.